GCGCAACGCCGACAGUUCUCCGAGUGCAAGUAUGUGGUGUGGUUCCCCUUGAACGGUCUCGGCAACCGCAUGCUCGCCAUCGCCUCCACCUUCCUCUACGCGCUGCUCUCCGGCCGGGUCAUGCUCGUCAAUGUGCCGCAGGAGCAGGAGGGACUCUUUUGCGAGCCCUUCCCGGGCACCUCCUGGGUGCUCCCCGACGGGUUCCCGGAGGGGAGUCCGAUGAAGCUCUACGCCGGUGCGCCGGAGAGCUACGUCAACAUGCUCAAGAAUAAUGUGAUCCGAUACGACACACCGGCGUCAUCCCUUCCGGCACACGUGUACCUCCACCUCGAGCAGAUCGGGCAGAGGCUGUCCGACAACAUCUUCUGCGACGACGACCAGCGGCUGCUCGGCAAGUUCGGCUGGAUGAUACUCAAGUCCGACAGCUACUUCGCGAUGGCGCUGUUCCUGACACCCAUGUACGACAAGGAGCUGGCGAGGAUGUUCCCGUACAAGGAGGCGGUGUUCCACCACCUCGGUCGGUACCUCUUGCACCCGACCAACAGGGUGUGGGGGAUCGUGAGAAGGUACUACGAGGCAUACCUCGCGGGGGUGGAUGAGAAGAUCGGGUUCCAGAUCAGGAUCUUCCCGGAGAGGCCGGUCAAGUUCGAGAACAUGUACGACCAGCUCACCAGGUGCAUCAAGGAGCAGCGGCUGCUGCCGGAGCUCGGAAAGGCGGAGCCGGCGGCGAACACGUCUGGCGACGGGAAGGUGAAGGCCGUGCUGAUCACGUCUCUCUACUCGGGAUACUACGACAAGAUCCGGGGCAUGUACUACGAGAACCCGACCAAGACAGGGGAGAUCGUGGCGCUUUACCAGCCGACCCACGAGGAGAAGCAGGAGUACGCGUCCAACGAGCACAAUCAGAAGGCGCUGGCGGAGAUCUACCUGCUCAGCUACUGGGACAAGAUCGACAUGAGCGCGUGGUCCACCUUCGGCUUCGCUGGCGUGAAGCCGUGGAUCUUGCUCCGGCCGGACUGGGACAAGGAGGUGUCCCAGGUCGCGUGCGUCCGCUCCACGUCUGUCGAGCCGUCCUUACACUCGCCGCCGGCACUGGGGUGCGGGGCGAAGAAGGAGGUCGACGUGGCCGUCAUCAAGCCGUACGUUCACACACACACAACAAAAACACAUAUUAGUUAGGUGUUAUGGUACUGUUUAGUUUCGGUUUCUUUUCAAACAACUAAAAGCCUUGUGUGUCGAUAUAUUAAGAGGGGGGAAAUCCAAAUACAGAUAUGUUACAUGUUGGAGGACAGCAACUUUGGGUGCAGGCAGGUUAUGUAAUCACACGGCAGUGCCCGGCGCAACGGCAAACUAUCUACUCCCCCGUCAUCCCAUAAUAUAAGAGCAAAAUGCAAAUUUCAUAUUCAGAUAUUGGACUGGACUUUAAAGUUUGCAUUCUUGCAAAAUUUGUAC
Messenger RNA from Aegilops tauschii subsp. strangulata, 1452 nucleotides. RefSeq names its product galactoside 2-alpha-L-fucosyltransferase-like. The record is from RefSeq and is a predicted model, not a curated record. Gene Ontology annotation, cellular component: Golgi apparatus; membrane. Gene Ontology annotation, molecular function: galactoside 2-alpha-L-fucosyltransferase activity. NCBI's taxonomy places the organism in Eukaryota, Viridiplantae, Streptophyta, Magnoliopsida, Poales, Poaceae. Gene Ontology annotation, biological process: cell wall biogenesis; xyloglucan biosynthetic process.